This is a messenger RNA of Ricinus communis (castor bean), 1049 nucleotides long. RefSeq names its product leucine-rich repeat extensin-like protein 3. The coding region runs from base 70 to 819 and encodes 249 amino acids. Lineage: Eukaryota; Viridiplantae; Streptophyta; Magnoliopsida; Malpighiales; Euphorbiaceae. The transcript has 3 exons. The record is from RefSeq and is a predicted model, not a curated record.
UAAUUGUAUUUGAGUGUUUUUUCUGGUCCUUGAGAUCUUAUAGCUGCAGCAAUUGCAUUUCAUCAUCUCAUGGAUCCCAAGUCUUACCUUAGAAAAUUGAGCAUCAUUGUCACUAUAAGCAGCAUCUUCCAUUUCAACGAGGCAAGAUUAUUUCCUGAUCAAGUACUAAAGAGACCAAAAGUUUUAGAAUCAGUAGAACAAGUAGAGCCUACAAAUGGGAAACCAUAUGGCUUACCCUCUCCAUUAUAUCUGCCACCUUUAGCGUCACCAGUACCAGUUCCGGCACCGGCGGGUAGUCCUCUAUCAAGUGUAGCUCCACCACCAAUUGAAUCUAUGUUGCCGCCUUUUCCACCAUCCACUAAUAUUUCCAUCCAAAGUCCGCCGAAAAGCCCACCUAAAAACUCCGCUAGCCCACCUAUGUAUAAUACACCAAUUCCAAGUCCACCACAGUAUAUGCUGAGCCCACCAAAGCUUGUCCCAAGCCCACCGGGACCGGUGGUUCAAACACCACCGUCUACACCGCCGCCUCCACAUAAAAAACCACAGUUUGCCGUCUGGUGUGUUGCAAAGCCGACUGUUCCUGAUUCAAUAGUUCAAGAAGCGUUGGACUAUGCCUGUGGGUCAGGGGCGGAUUGCAAGUCGAUUCAACCCAAUGGGCCAUGCUUUCAGCCCAACACGUUGGUAUCGCAUGCUUCUUAUGCUUUCAAUAGUUAUUGGCAGAAAGCUAAAGCAGCUGGCGGCACUUGUGACUUUGGUGGGACUGCAAUGCUUGUUACCAAUGAUCCAGGUUUCGACAAUUGCAAUUUCACUGACAAUUGAUUGCCGAAGAAUAAUAAAUUUCGUCAUUAUUUUACAUCAUUGUAACCUUUCGCUUUCCUUUGAAGGCAAUACUUUUGGCACAUUGUGAGAAUGUGUUUUCUUUUUCUUUCUUGAUAAUUAUUAGAUUGUAAUUGUUUAAAUUUUGGCAUAUCUAUUGUAUUGAAGGUAUGUCCAGCUAUACACAAAUAUAAAUUCUGCCGACAUGCAGGCACUAUUUUUCUUUUGCUGAA